Urocitellus parryii (Arctic ground squirrel) is the source of this 2850-nucleotide messenger RNA. RefSeq names its product cytidine/uridine monophosphate kinase 2 (gene Cmpk2). Gene Ontology annotation, biological process: dUDP biosynthetic process; dTDP biosynthetic process; dTTP biosynthetic process. Gene Ontology annotation, molecular function: nucleoside diphosphate kinase activity; dTMP kinase activity. Gene Ontology annotation, cellular component: mitochondrion; cytoplasm. NCBI's taxonomy places the organism in Eukaryota, Metazoa, Chordata, Mammalia, Rodentia, Sciuridae. The record is from RefSeq and is a predicted model, not a curated record.
CUGAUGGCCUUUGCCGGGCGCCCGCGCGCCGCACUGCUGCUCUGGCGGCUCUCAGGGCAGCUGCGCGCCUGGCGCGGGCUCUGCGCUCUGGCCAUGGCUCGGCCGCGCUGCUUCGCUCUGGAGCUGAGGGACUGCACUUUAGCUCACUUCGCUCUGGGCGAGGAGGGCUCCGAUGCACGCCCUGACCCCAGCCUGGCUGAGCUGCUGGGGCCUCCGGGGCGCAGCUACUCGCUGUGUGUGCCGGCGGCCGCGGACGGCGACUGCGGGGCCCGAGUCCAAGCGGCUCGGGUGCACCAGAACCUGCAGCGCCAGCUGCGCAGUGACCCCUUCCAGCGGUGCCAGCUGCACAGGCUGCUCUGCUACUGCCCAGGCAGCCAGGCCCAAGGCAUGCAGCACGGCUUCCUGCUGCGCGACCCCUGUGACUGCCUGGACACCCGGCGCGCUCUGCUAGAACUGCUGGGCAAAUUCCAGGAGGCUGAGCGUCCGCACCUGGGGGAGUUUGAGGCCGACUCGCAAGGUGUACUGUGGCAGCGAGUCUGGGUACUGCAGGAGAGUGGGCAGCUGCAGGUGGGCUGCGCACGUGUCCUACCCACCUUGGAGCCCCCGCUGCAUCCAGUGGUGCCCCACCUCCUCAGCUCGGUGGUCUUCCGGGACCUGGACACUGCCAGGGCUAUUUUAGAGACGUGUACGUCCUCUAUUCCGGAAGCCCAGGCAGUUCUUGACGUGGUUGACAAGUGCCCAAGGCGGGUCCAAAGAGGAAAGUUCCCAGUCAUUGCCAUCGAAGGACUGGAUGCCACUGGUAAGACCACGGUGACCCAGGCAGUCUCCAAGUCUCUCAAGGCUGUCCUCUUAUACUCACCACCCUCUUGCAUUGGCCAAUGGAGGAAAACCUUUGAUGAUGAACCAACUAUUAUUAAAAGAGCAUUUUACUCUUUGGGCAAUUACAUUGUGGCUUCUGAAAUAGCUAAGGCAUCUGCCAAGUCUCCUGUGAUUGUAGACAGGUUCUGGCACAGCACAGCCACCUAUGGCAUAGCCACUGAGUUGAGUGGGGGUCUGCAGCACCUGCCUCCUGCCCACCACCCCGUAUACCAGUGGCCAGGGGACCUGCUCAAGCCUGACCUCGUCCUGCUGCUCACCAUGAGUCCUGAGGAGAGGGCACAGAGGCUGCGGGACCGGGGCCUGGAGCAGACCAGAGAAGAGGCUGAACUUGAGGCCAACAGCGUAUUUCGUCAGAAGGUGGAGCUGUCCUACCGACGGAUGGAGAAUCCCGGCUGCCUCGAGGUUGACGCCAGCCCCUCAAGAGAGAAGGUCCUGCAGACCGUUUUGGGCCUGAUCCGAAACACUUUUCAGGACUUGUAGGUCUCUGACCAGGUGCCCCAUCUCAGCAGAGUGGGUGUCGGCUUGGUAGAUCCACGGCUGAGCUUGACAGGCAGCUCCCACUUCACGUUGUCCAGGUGUAUUGUGUGUCAGAAAACGGGAGACUGGGCAUUUUAUUUGACUCCAGCCAUUUAUUUGCCUGAAGGCCCUGGCAAGCUUGUGCCUGGUGGGGCUCCACAGGGACUGGCGAUUUCCUUCUGCCCCGUAUGUGGACAAUCUCCUCAGAACAUGUUUUCAACUCUGUCACUGUCAGACUUCUCCAAGAUGGGUCUCAUCCAGAACGUAUCAGCUGUACAGAAGCCACCAGGAAGCUCUCCACAGCAGCAGAGAGCCCAGCAGCCCUUUCUGAGGAACACCUACAUCCCUACCACAUCACCUGUCGGGACUUUCCGAUCUGGAGGCACUACAUCUCCGUCAGCCAUGCAUUUCCACACCACACACCUGUUCACGGCCAUUCCUACAGAGCUGUUUGUGCUGGGGGACAUUCGCAGAGCAGGCAGCAACCUUGUGCCUGAGGCUCCGAGCCCCUUGGAUAGAACCCUGGGUUCCUCGCACCCAGAGUUGAACAGGAAGAUGAUCAGCCAAGCUGCUCUCGCUGAGACACUCCAGCCUUCUGUACGUUCCUUGUUUCCAUCCCCUUCCCUUCCUUUGAAAUAUGGCUCUGAAUGUAAUGAGCAGUCUGCAAGGAGCUGGUUGCCUUUCACUUAGCCAAUCCAGCAAUUUAUUUAUAUUGAUGUUUACAUUAUGUGUUUCCUCAGUGUAGGAGCUAUGAGUCACUAAUUAAAAUUGAAGUCAAGAAGCUAAAUGCAAUGUUUGUUGUGUAUUUUCAUUACACAAAUUUAAUUUAUCUUUCUCAGUGAGCACAGUGCAUCCUGGAAUGGGUUUUCUUAGUAAAUUAUCUUGCACUUGAAUGUCUUGUGAUUGCACAUGGAAUCAGCUUUGAGAUCUGCUUGGCUACAAGACAGUAGCUAAGGAAAGGGGGACUUAAUAGCUCUGUGGCCUUGGCUGAGUCACGGAACAUUAACAGUCUGUAUUACUUGAUCUGAAGAGGGACAGACAUUCUUGGUCAUAAAGAGAUGCUUGAACCAGGUGAGGACAAAUUCCUUCCAGUUCUAAGGUAGAUGAAUUUGCAAAUUAUUUCAUCCUGUCUACAAUUUCUUAAGAAAACUUUACCCCCAAAUAAUUAAAUGUAAGGCCUUACCAGUUUUAUCAUAUGGCAUCUUUAAUUAUAAUCCAGUUUAGUAGCAACACCAUGCUAUUUUUCAAAUGAACUAUAGAUAAUCUAUACACAAUGUAUUUAUUCAAAUAGAUUAUACAGUUGGUUUCAGUUGAAAAUAUUCUUAAAGCUGAUGAAUAGAAUUAGUGCUCUUUGCAGUGUGAUAUCCAACUAUAUUUUGAUCUUAUUUACUUUAAACAUUUCAGAAGUUUUUGCUGGCAACCUAGAAAAACAAUUACCUAAUGAUUUGUUUAUAU